Molecule: messenger RNA, 570 nt
Organism: Dioszegia hungarica
Lineage: Eukaryota; Fungi; Basidiomycota; Tremellomycetes; Tremellales; Bulleribasidiaceae
Product: NifU-like N terminal domain-containing protein
Exons: 5
Coding region: 1-570 (189 amino acids)
Biological process (GO): iron-sulfur cluster assembly; intracellular iron ion homeostasis
Cellular component (GO): cytoplasm; mitochondrial matrix
Molecular function (GO): 2 iron, 2 sulfur cluster binding; ferrous iron binding
Source: RefSeq, a predicted model, not a curated record
AUGCGCUCCUCGAUCCGCUCGCUCGCCGCGUCCUCAUCCCUCGCUCGCCCUAUAGUGGCGAGGUCAUUCGCCCGGCCCGUCGUGGGUGCUUCGCGGGCGACUUUGCCCACUGUCGGUCGGGUAGAGAAGCGGGGAUACCACGAGAAGGUUAUCGACCACUAUGAGAACCCCAGAAAUGUUGGGAACAUGCCCAAGACGGAUCAUGAUGUUGGAACUGGACUUGUCGGUGCCCCCGCGUGUGGAGACGUGAUGAAGCUGCAAAUCCGGGUAGACGACAAUGGUGUCAUCUCAGACGUCAAGUUCAAGACGUUCGGCUGCGGCUCAGCCAUCGCCUCGUCGAGUUACAUGACGGAACGAGUGAAGGGGAUGACGCUGGACCAGGCGGGUCAGGUCAAGAACACCGAGAUUGCAAAGGAGCUGUGCUUGCCGCCUGUCAAGCUGCACUGCUCGUUGCUCGCUGAGGACGCGAUCAAGUCUGCGAUCAAGGACUACCAGACCAAGCGGGAGAAGAGGCUCGCCAUGGCUGCUGCUCAAGCACCUGCUGCCGAGGCCAUGUCUGCGACUGUAUAA